AUGGCCGUUAAACAGUUCACACAAGUGUCCCUGCUGGAUAGCAAGCCACCAGAGUCUUCGGGAAGUGCUAUUCCUAUUAGCCAAACGAAUCAAGCUACACGAGUUCAAGCGUAUGAAUUGUAUCAAUCGCGGCUGGGAGAUUUAUCUCGGGGUGCUGAGCGCUCUCUAGCAACGUGUCACCCUUUCAGUCCCCAUCCCUUGAACCUAGCCGCCAAUACCCUUCAAGAACUUCGUCAACUGCAUGAAGCUCUAGAUGUCGCUAUCACGAAUAUAGUGGAUAGGUGGUGGACGGACAAGGAAGCUGAUCUACCAUCGCGAAUGCCACUGGAACCCCAGGAGGUGGAGGUACUUCAAUGGAUUCAAGCUAAAACAGAGAAAGGGGAGAUGCCACCCUUUUUAUCCCACAAAGGCGUUUGGAGGCCGGAUUUCCUCUUGGAUCGGGUAGAGGAUGAGACUGGGCACGAGAAGACUCAAGCGCGAAUUUGUGAGAUAAACGCGCGAUUCGCCUUUAAUAUGCUUCUGCAUAGUAUGUAUGGCCACCAGGCUCUUAUAGACCUUGGUGCCCAGGAAAGGGGGCUUACUCCCGCUGCGAAUCCGGAAAAUAUCCAAGAUUCUCUGUUCAAGCUCUUCGACACUAGAAAGCCAGUCCACAUACUCAAAGCCAGUGAGGACACUUUCACGCUGAACCUUUUGCCACCUCUCAUGGCCGAGCAAACCGGCAUCACGCCUCGAGCAAUCAGCCCCUCAGACCUGAAACUACGUCCGAACCCAAACUCCAAAACGGGAUACGACCUACUUUGUCGCAAAACACAAGGUGGAACCAGUGUCUGCCAAGAAGACGAAGGCUUCGAGCAAAUCCACCACAUAUUUAUCCACCUAAACCAGAAGGAAAUCAGCAGUAUCCCAAUCCCAAUGCUCCAACACAUCGCCCUGCGCUCUAUCAAUGACUUUCGAAGCAUAUUUUUUGCGCACGAUAAGCGCAUGCUGGGAAUUAUCCGUGAAGAGCUCGAUGAUCUAGUUUACAAACAUGAGGUCCUGACGCCAAGCCAAGCCAAUAUUCUUCGAGAGGGAAUUGUAUAUACCCUUAUCCCGGGAUCUAAGGAGAUCAACAGAUUGAUUAAGCAAUCGGAGGACUCAAAUUUCAUCAAAGAUAAAUAUAUCAUUAAGCCCAUUCGAUUGGGUCAAACGGAGGGUAUUAUCUUUGGAGAUGAUUUGACACCGGAGGAGUGGAUGUCUACGCUGAGAUCUCUCUUAGAUCCUGAACUGCCGAUCCAGUCGCAGUCUAUUAUACAAAGUAGAAUUGAACAGCCGAUAUUUGAUCUGUUCGUUGGGGAGGAACAAGGUGUGCAGCCUACUCAUAUUGUUGGGUGUUAUCAUGCGAUUGAUGGUCGAUUUGGGGGAAUUGGUGUUUGGCGGACUGGUUCUGGGAAGCUUUGCUCUUUUGAUAAUGGGGGGAUGUGGAUUGCUUCUGUUAUUCCAUUGCUUAAUUAG
This is a messenger RNA of Penicillium angulare, 1491 nucleotides long. RefSeq lists its product as uncharacterized. The record is from RefSeq and is a predicted model, not a curated record. The transcript has 3 exons. Bases 1 to 1491 code for a protein of 496 amino acids. Lineage: Eukaryota; Fungi; Ascomycota; Eurotiomycetes; Eurotiales; Aspergillaceae.